This is a messenger RNA of Meyerozyma guilliermondii ATCC 6260, 1797 nucleotides long. RefSeq names its product Bfa1p (gene BFA1). NCBI's taxonomy places the organism in Eukaryota, Fungi, Ascomycota, Pichiomycetes, Serinales, Debaryomycetaceae. Gene Ontology annotation, cellular component: SIN/MEN two-component GAP complex; mitotic spindle pole body. Bases 1 to 1797 code for a protein of 598 amino acids. Gene Ontology annotation, molecular function: GTPase activator activity. Gene Ontology annotation, biological process: regulation of Ras protein signal transduction; mitotic spindle orientation checkpoint signaling. The record is from RefSeq and is a predicted model, not a curated record. The transcript has a single exon.
AUGAAUCCGGCACAUCGACAGCGAGUGUCGCGAAAACCUUCAAGGCAGGCGGGCCUAGGGCCUUCACCAGCAGUUCCACAAAAUUCAAGGGCUCAUUCUCCACCAAAAGCGGACUAUUUAAAGCGAUUUCAAGAUCAACCGGAUGCCAAUGAUGAUUUGUUUUUUGAGGAAGUUGAGUACGACGAUCAUCUAGACGACGAUUUCAAGACUCUCAAGAUAAGUGAUGUUGAUAGGUGGCGUCAGGGCUUGAAAGAGGCCGGAGCCAAGACCCUGAGGCCAAAUCUUCACCAAUUUGUAGAAACCGAGGAUGACUUUGAUGACUUUCAGGACGAAUUUGUCGACCGAAAUGAUCAUGGGCUUGACUAUGAGCUAGAGAACAAACGGGAAAAUCAUCAAAGGGCCCAUGCUCAGAAAAAAGGAGGAAUAUCGCCAGCAACAAGGUCGUCCUCUUCUCCCAUGCGGCGAGUCUCCCUCUCAGAAUACUCAGAAAACACCAACGAGACAGACCUUACAUCAGAACUAAAUGGUGAGGAAUUCGAAAACAUCGAUGACAUUUUUGGCGACGAAGAAAGUGGUAUUUAUUCGAGUGGUGGUGGGCAACAAAAUGACAUCAGAGCCAAACAAAGGCUUUUGAAGCAGCAACAGCAUCGGCAGGCAGAGGCUCAAAAGGAAGAAGAGGAUCUCCUUAGGCAGUGGAAAGGACGUGAGGAGGUGAACACCUUGCGUAUCAAGGAUUUGAACCCGGUUGACUUGGACAAGGAUGCAUUGGAGAAUGAGAGAACGAUAAAUUACGAAUAUACCAAGGACGACUUUGAGGACUUUGAAGAUGGAUUCGAACUUGAACCAGCGGUAAAGUUUCAACCUGGUACAAUUACCAAGUUUGGCAAAUUGCACGCCAAGAUUUCGAUGCCUGAUGUCAGACAAUCUUCCAAGGCUAUAUCUCAAAGCAAAAAGUACAAAUCCACGAUGGACUUGAAUCAUGAAAUGAGACAGCCUUCAGCAUUCAACAGCAGCAAUCGUGUCAUUAGCAAGUUAGACCGAAUCCCAUCUUUUUACCACAAACCCAAACCGGACCCAGCUCCAAAAUCCAAGGAAGAAAAAGACGAGGCUCAGAUCAAUGAUAUUGAAAAGAAGAAGCAGCAGCUAUUGAACAAGUAUAUGGAGUUCACCGUGAAGCAGAACAAGAUAUCAAGAAAGAAUAGGCAGCAGGCAGAACGACCUCGGAAUUCCAAAAUUGGGUUGGUGAGGAAUUUGAAUGAAGUGCCAGUUACAACCGGUAAUCACAGGAUGAAGUAUGAUCCGGUGAAAAAGAUGUGGGAAGGAAAUAACAUCGAUCUUGUAAAGUUCGAAAAGAUACGACAGAAGCCAUCACGACCACUGUUGAUUACAGCUAACGAUUUCAAGUCGAACAACAAAGAUAAAAAGAUUCAAGGCAACAUGAUUUACGACGCCGAUCAGAUGAGAUGGAUCAACUUAGAGGAAGAAGAAGAUGUGUUUGGAGAAGUGUCAGAUUUGGUUACACCAGAUGUUCGAGACCGAGGCGUAAGUACUUUUACUCAAAGGACGACCUCGACCAAUUCCGCAGUUUCGGUUCCCUCUACCACCCAGGAACUGACGCGACAAGAAGAGUUUUAUAUUCCAAUCAAAGUAUUGGAGAAGUUUCGUAAAGAGGAGUCAAAGAUACGAAAGAAAACUACUCAUUGGUUCAACAAAGAUGAAACAUACAAACCCCAUAAAAGUUCUGGCCAUGACGAUUUCCGUUGGGAGAUCAGAAAAAUGGUCAUGGACACCGAUUAA